Molecule: messenger RNA, 724 nt
Organism: Sitophilus oryzae (rice weevil)
Lineage: Eukaryota; Metazoa; Arthropoda; Insecta; Coleoptera; Curculionidae
Product: transmembrane protein 138
Exons: 4
Coding region: 166-657 (163 amino acids)
Cellular component (GO): cilium
Source: RefSeq, a predicted model, not a curated record
AGAUCAAAAUUUUCGACAGAACCUGACAGCUGACAUUUGAAACGAGUUCAAAUUCAAAUCGAUCAAUACACGAAAUAUAAAAAAUAAUGCAAAUAUUAAUAAUAGCAACAAUGUAAUUCGAUAUCUCUGCUUUUUUACAUAAAUUUCAUACCUUUAAAACUCAUUAUGAAGAUAACCGCUGGUCGUUACACCUUUAUCCUAACACUACAAACAUUAUUGCUCGUAGUAGAUUGGAAUAUCAAUAUUUUCGCGUUAUUGAGUAGACAAAGCAAUGCUUUAAUGUUAAUAUUAUUUAUAGUUCAAGAUGCAUGUUUAAUAACUUCACUCACCCUCCUGUUAAUUACAUUCUUUUCUACAUACGUUUUUCAGACUGGCCUGGUUUAUAUUCUAUAUGAAAGAUUUAGAACGACGCUGAUAAUAUGCAUGUUCUAUUUUAUUUUAACAACCAUACUCCAUAUAUGGUCGCUUAUUUCGAGAUGGAACAAUUUCCGCCAUAGUUGGAGCACAGGAUUUUCAGUUUUCUUCAUCCUUCAAAGGCUCAGAACCAUCUAUUAUUAUUACUACAAAAGAUCUUCGUUACGUAUCAGCGACCCAAGAUUCUACGAAGAUACAGACAUGGAAUCAAGCAGGUUAAAUGCUCAAGUGGUCCAAAAUUAAAACAACCAUCUACCGAAAUAAAUAUGUACUUUUAAACAAUUACAAAUAUUAAAAGUUUAACAAAAAA